Messenger RNA from Vigna unguiculata (cowpea), 858 nucleotides. NCBI's taxonomy places the organism in Eukaryota, Viridiplantae, Streptophyta, Magnoliopsida, Fabales, Fabaceae. The record is from RefSeq and is a predicted model, not a curated record.
AUGGUGAUGAAGAGCAAGAAGAUUAAGAGUAAGAGGGUUUCGUUGAAGAAGAAGUACAAGGUGAUACGGAAGGUGAAAGAGCACAACAGAAAAAAAGCGAAGGAAGCGAAGAAGCUUAGGUUGAGUGGGAAAAAUAAGGUUGAGAAGGAUCCUGGUAUUCCCAACAAUUGGCCUUUUAAGGAACACGAACUCAAAGCCCUUGAAGCUCGAAUGACGAAGGCCAUUGAGGAAUUGGAACAAAAGAAAGCCGAACACAAGGAGAGGGCUCGUAGAAGAAAAUUGGGCUUGCUAGAGGAGGAAUAUGACUCUAAGUUGCUAGAGGAUUCUAAUAAAAAUACUAAUGAUUUUGAUAAUGCUGCAAAGACCAGAGAAAUUAAGAGUAAGAGGGUUUCGUUGAAGAAGAAGUACAAGGUGAUACGGAAGGUGAAAGACCACAACAGAAAAAAAGCAAAGGAAGCGAAGAAGCUUAGGCUUAGUGGGAACAAUAAGGUUGAGAAGGAUCCUGGUAUUCCCAACAAUUGGCCUUUUAAGGAACAGGAACUCAAAGUCGUUGAAGCUCGAAGGACGAAGGCCAUUGAGGAAUUCGAGCAAAAGACAGCCGAACGCAAGGAGAGGGCUUGUAGAAGAAAAUUGGGCUUGCUAGAGGAGGAAUAUGACUCUAAGUUGCUAGAGGAUUCUAAUAAAGAUACUAAUGAUUUUGGUAAUGCUGCAAAGACUAGAGAGAGGAAGAGUAAGAGGGUUUCGUUGAAGAAGCAGCACAAGGUGAUACGGAAGGAACAAGAACUCAAAGCCCUUGAAGCUCGAAGGACGAAGGCCAUUGAGGAAUUGGAGCAAAAGAAAGUCGAACGCAAGGAGAGG